AUUGGCGGUGGUUACGUUUGCGUAACUAGCUAAGAAAGCUUAGCAACCUAGUCACUUAGUACUCCUGUUUCAACAGAUGUUAGGUUGUUACUAAAUGGUAACACUUAUUGAAUAAAUACUGAAGGGCUGAAGGUUGCUGUGACGAUGAUUCAUGAGCUGCUGCUAGCUUUAAGCGGAUAUCCUGGUACCAUAUUCACAUGGAAUAAACGAAAUGGCUUGCAGGUAUCCCAGGACCUGCCGUUUCUGCAUCCAAGUGAAACCAGCGUGCUGAAUCGGCUGUGUAAAAUGGGCACCGACUACGUGCGUUUCACAGAGUUCAUAGAGCAACACACGGGUCAUGUCCACCAACAAGAGCACUAUUCAAGCCAGCCAAGCCAAACUGGACUUCAUGGGAUAUACCUGCGGGCGUUUUGCACCGGCCUGCAUUCCAUGUUACAACCUUAUCGACAAGCCUUACUCGACCUUGAACAAGAGUUUCUCGGUGAUCCACAUCUCUCCAUUUCCCAUGUAAAUUACAAACUGGAGCAGUUUCAGUUACUCUUCCCAUCUGUGAUGGUUGUUGUUGAGACCAUCAAAUGUCAAAAGAUUCAUGGCUGCCAGAUUCUGGAGACUGUUUAUAAGCACAGCUGUGGUGGACUGCCACCUGUUCGGAUGGCAUUAGAAAAGAUCCUCGCAGUGUGCCAUGGGGUCAUGUACAAGCAGCUGGCAGCAUGGAUGCUGCAUGGCCUUCUCCUGGACCAGAGCGAGGAGUUCUUUGUGAGGCAGGGCCCAAGUGCAGGAGGAGCCACAGUCGCACAGGAUGAAGAGGACGAAGACCUGGGCAUCGGGGGCCUGAGUGGGAAACAGCUCAGAGAGCUGCAAGACCUGAGGCUGAUUGAGGAGGAGAACAUGCUGGCUCCCUCACUGCAGCAGUUCUCCUUGCGCGUAGAGAUGCUGCCCUCGUACAUCCCCAUCCGAGUGGCUGAAAAAAUCCUCUUUGUCGGCGAGUCGGUGCAAAUGUUUGAAAACCACAACCACAGUCCAUCCAGAGCUGGUUCUAUACUGAAACACCAAGAGGAUACGUUUGCUACAGAGCUCCACAGGCUCAAACAACAACCACUUUUCAGUCUUGUGGACUUUGAGAACGUAAUAGACGCCAUCCGAAGCACGGUUGCCGAGCAUCUCUGGACAUUGAUGGUGGAGGAAUCGGAUCUUCUGGGACAGCUUAAGAUUAUAAAGGAUUUUUAUUUGCUGGGACGUGGUGAACUGUACCAAGUCUUCAUUGACCUUGCCCAACAUAUGCUUAAGACUCCUCCAUCAGCUGUAACUGAACAUGAUGUUAAUGUGGCUUUUCAGCAGGCUGCUCACAAAGUUCUGCUUGAUGAUGACAACCUAUUACCCUUAUUGCAUCUCACCAUCGAUUACCAAGGGAAAGACAUCAAAGAGGCUUCUGGGAGUCGCGAAGGCACCACGCCUCCACAGGACUCCUCCCCCCGUGACGCUCCGUCUACAGGCUGGGCUGCACUGGGACUUACCUACAAGGUGCAAUGGCCCCUGCACAUCCUGUUCACUCCUGCAGUUCUGGAAAAGUACAACGUAGUGUUCCGGUACCUGCUGAGCGUGCGCCGUGUUCAGUCAGAGCUACAGCACUGCUGGGCCCUGCAGAUGCAGCGCAAACACUUGAAAUCUAACAAAACUGAUGCUGUCAAAUGGAGACUGCGUAACCACAUGGCCUUCCUGGUUGAUAACCUGCAGUAUUACUUGCAGGUGGAUGUGUUGGAGUCCCAGUUUUCACAGCUCUUGCAGCAGAUUAACUCGACGCGGGACUUUGAGAGCAUACGGCUGGCUCAUGACCACUUCCUCAGUAAUCUCUUAGCACAGUCCUUUAUCCUUCUGAAGCCAGUGUUUCACUGUUUGAAUGAGAUUCUUGAUCUCUGCCACAACUUCUGUUCCCUGGUGAGCCAGAACCUGGGUCCACUGGAUGAGAGAGGAGCAGCCCAGCUGGACAUUAUGGUGAAGGGCUUCAGCCGCCAGUCGUUCCUCCUUUUCAAGAUCCUCUCCAGUGUGCGAAACCACCAGAUCAAUUCCGACCUGGCUCAGCUGCUGCUGCGACUCGACUACAACAAAUACUACACCCAAGCAGGUGGCACCUUGGGCAGUUUUGGCCUAUGACACUUGGAUAGGGGCAGGGCAUCCAAGCAAACAGCUUGAGGAGGAAUGUACAGAGUAAUUGGGAUGCAUUUCUACAGAGGUCACGUUGGCUU
Molecule: messenger RNA, 2243 nt
Organism: Electrophorus electricus (electric eel)
Lineage: Eukaryota; Metazoa; Chordata; Actinopteri; Gymnotiformes; Gymnotidae
Gene: tubgcp4
Product: tubulin gamma complex component 4
Biological process (GO): cytoplasmic microtubule organization; meiotic cell cycle; spindle assembly
Cellular component (GO): gamma-tubulin complex; microtubule organizing center; spindle pole
Molecular function (GO): gamma-tubulin binding; microtubule minus-end binding
Source: RefSeq, a predicted model, not a curated record